CACACGUUGUUGGUAUUUAUUGCUUUAUUACUGUUUUAAACUGCACAAAGUUCACAUUGAAUUAUAUUAAUAUUUUUUAAAUAAUUUUGACAGCAAUUAUAAUAUUUUCAAAUUUUAGUUUAAAAAAAAUUUUGGUCCUAUAACUUAUACUAUAUUUUAAAACACAAAUUCCAAUUUAUCGCCGCUCAACGUACGAAACACACAACACCCUCAAGUCGCCAACGAUUCCGCUCAACUGUCACUUGUUUGGCGCUCAAAAUACACUGUUAAAAAUUUUCCAAAAAUUGAAGUAUGCAAAUUAUUUUUGUAAGUAGCAAGACACAGAGCUAAAGUGUUGAGUUCAAAGUACGAAAUUUUCUAUUGGCAAUUGCAUUAUUUAUUAGUGAAAUAUAUUUUAAAACGAAAUUCCUGUGCACGUUCGAAUUCUAUAAGAUAAAUAAGACAAUAUGGAAGAUGCGAAACCAGAGGCGUCCGGCUUUAUGUCAAUCGUUAACGAAAUUAUCUACAGCCCCAUGAACUUGGGUUUAGUUUUAAUCAUUGCAUUCUUGAUCUACAAAAUCAUCAAGGACCGCAUCGAAGUUCCCAAUGCUGUCGCGCAGAGACCAGCACAGGUUGAACUACCCAAGUUGCGGCGCGAUUUUACUAUACAAGAAUUGCGACAGUUCGAUGGCUCCCAACCAGAUGGACGUGUGCUGCUUGCAGUCAAUGGCAAAGUGUAUGACGUCACGAAAGGAAAACAAUUCUAUGGGCCAGGUGAGUACACAAACAAAAACAGUCAAUAAACGUGCGUAGGGAUA
This is a messenger RNA of Teleopsis dalmanni, 797 nucleotides long. RefSeq names its product membrane-associated progesterone receptor component 1-like. The record is from RefSeq and is a predicted model, not a curated record. The transcript is spliced from 2 exons. Lineage: Eukaryota; Metazoa; Arthropoda; Insecta; Diptera; Diopsidae. Gene Ontology annotation, cellular component: endomembrane system; membrane. The coding region runs from base 447 to 782 and encodes 111 amino acids.